Microdochium trichocladiopsis is the source of this 1806-nucleotide messenger RNA. RefSeq names its product vitamin H transporter. Lineage: Eukaryota; Fungi; Ascomycota; Sordariomycetes; Xylariales; Microdochiaceae. The record is from RefSeq and is a predicted model, not a curated record. The coding region runs from base 183 to 1742 and encodes 519 amino acids. Gene Ontology annotation, molecular function: transmembrane transporter activity. The transcript is spliced from 4 exons. Gene Ontology annotation, biological process: transmembrane transport. Gene Ontology annotation, cellular component: membrane.
AAUGGUUCUGGGCAAGAUCUCCCUGGUCUGCAUCGGCAGCCCAUUGCGCAGAUUCUACUGCUUCAGGCACCCCUAGCAAACUUUUAAUUGCUUAUAACCCCGUGUCCUUCCCGGCUCCCCUCGUUCCCAGCUUCAAGUCAUGACAAGGACGCUUUGCCAGGCCUUGCGCACUGAUCUCAAUCAUGGCGACAACCACCACGAUAACGGCCGGGCCUACUGGCGAGCCUCAGGAGGCGGCAGCCAAGCGUCUUGCGGGCGCCGAUGUCGCUACUGCCUCAGAUGCCCUGGGUGCCGAAACUCCUCAGGCUCGUGACCUCAAAGAGGCACCGAAGCGGUCGCUCUGGGUCGCCUGGAUGUACAUCUUUGACUGGUAUCCUUCGCACUACCCCGACGACGAACGCAGAUUCCUGCGCAAGCUGGACGCAUACCUCUUGACUUUCACCAGCAUCGCCUUCUUCCUCAAGUGGCUCGACCAGAGCAAUGUGAACUCGGCCUAUGUCUCUGGUAUGAAGGAGGAGCUCAGUCUCUAUGGCAAUGAAUAUUCCAUGUUUCCCAUGUUCUACAACAUCGGAUACGUGAUCACUCAGAUACCAGCCAUGCUCUUUCUCUCGAGACCCAAAUAUACGAGAUGGUUUCUGCCGACUUGUGAGGUGCUGUGGAGUACCUUGACGUUUGCUCAGUCGCAGCUCCAAAGCGCCCCUCAGAUCUAUGGCACUAGGUUUCUCCUCGGAGUCCUCGAAACACCUGUGGCGUCCGGUAGCCUUUUCAUUCUUGCAUCGUGGUACAAGCCGGAAGAGCUCUUCAAGCGAGCCGGCUUGUGGUAUGUGUCCAACAACAUCGGCGUCAUGUUUGGAGGCUACCUACAGGCAGCCGCUUACACCAACCUGAAUGGCGUCCACGGCAUGGCAGGUUGGCGCUGGCUCUUCAUCAUCGACGGCUGCAUCUCGCUCCCGCUCUCUAUCAUGGGGUUCUUCAUCUUCCCCGGAAUGCCGUCCAGCAAGAAGAUCUGGUGGAUGUCCGAGAAAGAGCUCGAGCUCGGCCGCCUGCGGAUGAGGGAAGCUGGCGUCGAGGAGCCCAAGAAGAUCGGCAAGGCCCUGCUACGCCGCAUCUUUUGUCACUGGCACUGGUACGUCGGCGUCAUGGCAUACAUCCUGUUCCUCUCAGGCGCAUACCCGCACGGCCAGAUGGCGCUGUGGCUCAAGGACGAGGCCGCCAAGCACGGCACCUACUCUGUGCAGCAAAUCAACACACUGCCCACCGGCGCGCAGGCGGUAUCGGUGGUAUCAACGAUCCUCGCCACGGGGCUGUGCAUGAUCUACCCGACCUGGGCCAUUUUCCAGAUCGUCAUUGCGAUCGUGGCGUUCGCCAAUAUCUGCAUGAUGGUCUGGUUCAUCCCGAAUGCGCUCAAGUUCGUGUGCUUCUAUCUAUUUGGCACAACGGCGUGCGUCACCCCAAUCUUGGUGCCGACGGUCAAUGUCUGGCUCAAGGACUCCGCGGAGGCCCGCGCGUUCUUCAACGGCAGCAUGAUUACACUCGGGUUCGCGAUCAACUCGUUCUACCCCCUCCUAGUCUUCCCGCAGGUCGAGGCUCCGCAGUGGAAGAAGGGCUACAUCGUCAACUUUUUCUUCGUGAUUGGGUGCUGGGCGUUCCUGACCACGGGAUACUGGCUGCACAGCAGGUGGGAGAAACGUCAGCAGGCAAGGCGAGAUGUGGAGGCCAUUGAGCAGCAAAAGCUGUCGUAGAUACACAAAUGACAGCUCGACCGUGAGAUUAAUAAAUUCCUAGCCCGCGAUCGCUUUCAACGAG